Molecule: messenger RNA, 1143 nt
Organism: Effrenium voratum
Lineage: Eukaryota; Dinophyceae; Suessiales; Symbiodiniaceae
Source: the annotation of a GenBank genome assembly
AUGAGCGACACAAUAAAAAGCGCCGUCAUCGAACAACUGCGGCAGAUAAAGGGCCCGGAUCUGGAAGGUGACAUUGUUUCGCUCGGCCUUGUGUCGGACGUUUUUGUUUCCGACGGCCGCGUUGCAUUUUCGAUCACUGUUCCGGCCGCGCGGGCGCAGGAACUGGAACCUUUGCGACAGGCUGCCGAAAAGGUGGUCAAGGAAGUUGAGGGCGUGGAAAAUGCGAUGGUGGCACUCACGGCGGAACGCGCUCCCGGUGGAGACCGCAGCACCCCGCCGAAGCCGGCACCGCGUCAAUCGCAACGUGGACCCGACGAGCAGGCUGCCCCGAAACCUGGUGUGCCCGGUAUCAGGCACAUCAUUGCGGUGGCCUCGGGCAAGGGUGGCGUCGGAAAAUCGACGACAACUGCAAAUCUCGCACUGGGGAUGGCGUCGAACGGGCUGAAGGUAGGUGUUCUGGACGCCGACAUUUACGGGCCUUCCGUUCCGCGGCUCUUCAACGUUUCCGGAAGACCGGAAACUGCGUCAGGACGUGUUUUGAAGCCGUUGGAAGGAUACGGCAUCAAGGUGAUGUCGAUGGGGUUCAUGGUUGAAGAGGAAACACCCAUGAUCUGGCGCGGGCCGAUGGUCAUAUCGGCGUUGACACAGAUGCUGCGGGAAGUUGCCUGGGGUGAUCUCGAUGUCCUCGUGGUCGACAUGCCUCCGGGAACCGGCGAUGCGCAGCUGACGAUGGCGCAACAGGUUCCUCUGGCAGGUGCCGUCAUCGUUUCGACGCCGCAAGACCUUGCGCUGAUCGAUGCGCGCAAGGGCUUGAACAUGUUCAAACGGGUUGAUGUGCCGGUUCUUGGCAUUGUCGAGAACAUGAGCUACUUCCUUUGCCCGGACUGCGGCGGACGUCACGAUAUCUUCGGCCACGGAGGUGCGCGCGCGGAAGCAGAACGGCUCAAGGUACCGUUUUUGGGCGAGGUUCCGUUGACGAUGAAGAUCAGGGAAACGUCGGAUGCGGGAACACCCAUUGUCGUAUCCGAUCCGGAAGGACCGAUGGCCGCCAUCUACAAGGACAUCGCAAGCAAGGUCAUGUCGACGAUCGACAAUCCGGAAGGCGCGGCAGGAAGGGCUGCACCGCAGAUCGUAUUUGAUUGA